CAACAAAGAAGGUGGUGAUUGGCCAGAUUCUCGCUCAUGGGUUGGUGGCAAAUCUGACAAAUUCUAUUACUUUUGUGCUAUGCUCUAUCUGCACACCUUCAGGAAAAGAAGCUUGUUAUUAUGCACUAAAGGGAAUCAUCUGUGUCCUUAGAGUAAGAGCUGGAUUUGAAGGCAAGAGAACUUCUCAAGGAUCUUCCCCAAAGCUCUCUCCAAGUCAGACUCAACUGUACAUCAUGACAGACGUUCCAGUGACAUUCAGUCAGGUUGAGUGUAAUGGGGAUACACCCCCUGAAAACGGUCAACAAAAAAUCACUAAAAUCACGGAAAAAGCCAGUGACAUGGAUGGCACCCCACCAUACUGCAGGGUAGAAUCUAGUCUUGAAGAUGAACCCACGAAAGGAAGUCAGGAGAAAAGUGAAAAAUUACAAGAGAACAUACUGCUCCACUCGUCCAUGGAUGAGAAGAUUCUAAAAGAAAAACCAGAAGAGAAUCUCUAUAUUGCUCAUAAGGCUAUCACAGAUCUUUCUCUCCAAGAAACGAGUGUUGACGAAAUGACAUUCAGAGAAGGACGUCAGUGGGAGAAGAUUCCUUUGAGCAGCAGUUACCAAGAACCAAGUAGACGAAAGGAAAGGAUUGCUGAACAACCUUUAGGAGAGAGAGAAGAUGAGGAUCUGAAGAACAAAACUCAACAUCAGGCAAUGGAAAUUGAAUGGCUAGGAUUUCGGAAACCAAGCCAAGCUGAUGUGUUACGUUCUAAGCAUGAUGAGGAGCAAGAGGUUUGGGAUGAAGAAAUUAAUAAUGAUGAUGAUGAUGAUUGCAAAGAUGAUGAAGAUGAAGUUCGAGUGAUAGAACUUAAGAAAAAAAAUGAAGAGGGUUCUCAGUUAAAAGAGGAAGGCGAUGCAAGUGAGGACUCCCCACUGAGCAGCCCCAGUUCCCAACCUGUCACACCGGAUGAGCAGCCAACCUUCGGGAAGAAGGGUGAUAUUUCCAGAAAUGCUUAUUCAAGAUACAAUACGAUAUCCUAUCGGAAAAUCAGAAAGGGGAACACCAAGCAAAGAAUUGAUGAAUUCGAGUCUAUGAUGCAUUUAUAAACUAACUGGAACUGAGAAGUUCUCAUGCCCACUAAAGCAAAAGCUAAUUCUCUUCUCCUGAGAUGCAUCUUUGUAUGCCUUGAGUCAUCCCCUAUAAAGAAGUGGAAGCUUAAUCUCUGUUUCACUGCAGAAUAAUGUGGAAAUAACCCUAGGCAAAACUCAGUCUGGUAACCUCAAAUCAAAAAGCUUUAGAUUCAUUCUUGGAUAUUUGCUUUUUAAAUCCUCACUAAUAUAGCCUGUGUGCUAAGCACUAAACAGUUUGACUUUAAAAGUAGCAAUGCGGGGAAAUGUAGUCAUCAAAUGAAAGAGGACUAUUUGAAAUGAAAUGUAUUUCUUUUGGUGUCUUUCUUCCUGAGGGUGAUAGAAAGUCUGGUAUCAAAUCUCUCUUUCUUUAAAACGUGGUUUUAUAGACUCUGGCAAUAAACUUUCCAAAAUACUUUGCCUUUCCUAUUAUCUUCAGAUUUUAAGUUGUUUUUCUUGGCAUGUACAGAGUGAAAUUCUGUAUAGGCUGCCUUCCUAGGUGUUACCAUUCACUGAAUUUUCUCACUAGAGGGGCUGAGCAAUUGUCAGUCAGGAAAAUUCUGUUUACUAAAUGUUGGCUUUAUGUUCUCAAGAUGAAUUAAAUCCAUUGUGAGAUUGCCACGGGGAGGGGCUGGAAGAUUGGUGGGCAAUUGACUAGAGUUAUAUCAGAUAGAUUAUUUCUGAGACUGAAAAUAAAAUCUUGUCUAGCACAGUUAAUGUCAUUAAACAUGAAAAUGACAGCUUUAGCACAAUUUUAAGAAAAUACCCCUCUCUAUUACUACACUUUCUCCUAUUAAGAGUAUCUCAGAAUAAUUUUCUUUCCUUAGAAACCUGAGACAACUCUAGUCAUAACUGUACUAGUUACUAUGAAAAUGGAAAUAAUUAUCUUAGAAUAUUUUCAAAGUAGAGUGUGAGCAUGUAUUUUUAGUGAGAAAGCUCUGAUGGUUGUUGGGAAUAUAUAAUUUACUGGACCUCAGCCCAAAUCAGGAUGCUUAAAAUUGUGCUUGUGAAGCUUCACUCAAACCAAUGUGUCAAAUAAUGUAUUGAAUAUUUAUGAAAAGGGAGAGUCUAUAUUUAUAUUCUUAGAUAGUUCCAUAAUUUUUCAUUUCAUGCUUCUAUAUAUAUUAUCCUGAGCUUUCUGUCACCACAGAUAAAGACACUUCUUUUGGCCCUAGAAAUAAAAAGACAAUUCCUUAUUGUCUGAAUGUAAUACAGUCUUCAUUGUACUAUUCAACCCUUUGUUUAUUUAUUUUUCAUUUUGUGAAAAACCCUGGGUUAGCCCUUCUCAGAUUUUGGCUUAUUUCUGUGUAACAAAUCCCACACAUUCUAAAGGCACUUUCUUUAAUUCUUUAUUAUCAUGUAAUAUGUUUCCAUGGUAUCAUAUACUAUUAGUGUUUAUGAGACUCAAUUUUGAAUUUUUUCCUUUUAUUCUUUCAAACAGAUACUUCACAACCUGACCAUAUAAAAGUCUGUCACGCUUAAUCUAUAGAAUCAAUACAUUUCAUUCUCGACAAUGCAAGUUUUCAGAAUAAAGACAGGGAAAUCAGUUUUUUAUUGACAAAUUUCGGUAGAAGAUUGAUGCACUAGGACAAUUACCUGUUUACUUAGAGCCUCUAAAUCUUUUCACUUGGACAAGCUAUUUUCUUUUUGGAUUACUGGUGAACCCUACUAUUUUCUACUUAAUUUCAAAGCACAGUAUUGUGUUAUCCAUCAUGGAACAGGACCAUAUUCUUAACCUACCAUCAACAGAGCCUGUAUUUUGAAUUAUUCCAGCAGAGGCAGCCAAUUCCUGUGGAACUUGAGUGAGGUGGGAGGUCUGUGGUCAUUUGAUGUGGUCAAGCAACUAGCUCUAAUUGGACUCAAAAUAUAGUAACCCUGGCCCUUUUAGUUUUGUGCUCUUACCAGAUGAUUAACCAACUAUGAAGGAUUUUAUCAACAAGACUAUUUCAGGGUAUGUUCAAUGAGUAAAUGCUAAAUGCUCAUGAAUGAGGCAAUGUAGUUGCAGAAGAGCACUGAAACUAUUAUUUGGCAUUCGUGCCCAUUGCCCUAUUCCACCAUCUUACAUUAAGGCCACAGAGCUUAGUGACUGUAAGUACAUAAUGGUGAUGGGUGGCUGUUUGAUUCUUGUAGCCUAAGAAAGACAAGGGUCUGGUUCAAAUCUCAUGGGGGGAUACUUAACAUAUUUGAAAAGCAUAUGGGACACAUUAAGAACACAGAUUGUUAGCUACACAUGAAGGUUUACUGCUUUUGUACUUCAAGGUUCAGGAAUGGAAGAAGGACUCUGGUACCUGGUAGGAGGGAGAAUUGACUUAUUGUGAGAAUGCUGGUAUUUCUUACAUGACUUUUUAUUUUCCUUAGAUGCUGGGUGAACAGGAAGUAAUAACAGCUCUAUUUCUCUGUCAAUAUAAAACUUAACCCUUCAUAUAAUGCUACCUUUGAAGACACAGAAUAUAUCAGACUCUAUCUAUCUACCUAUUAACAGUUUAAAUAAAGAACUGUGUUUGACUUGCUCUCAAUAAAAGUUUGUGUCCUUGUU
This is a messenger RNA of Orcinus orca (killer whale), 3648 nucleotides long. RefSeq names its product ermin (gene ERMN). Gene Ontology annotation, cellular component: neuronal cell body; filopodium; internode region of axon. NCBI's taxonomy places the organism in Eukaryota, Metazoa, Chordata, Mammalia, Artiodactyla, Delphinidae. The coding region runs from base 234 to 1091 and encodes 285 amino acids. The transcript is spliced from 3 exons. Gene Ontology annotation, biological process: actin filament organization; regulation of cell shape; regulation of cell projection organization. The record is from RefSeq and is a predicted model, not a curated record. Gene Ontology annotation, molecular function: actin filament binding.